UUCCCCGCCGCCGUUUCAACCUCGCUGCCCCAUCCCAAAUCAGUCUCUCCUCGGUCUCUCUCCUCCCUGCGCCGCCACCCCCACCGCCACGGCGCCUGCCGGUGAACCCCUCCGUUGGCGACCAUCGCGCUCGCCACCGCCCUCCCCACUGCUCGGCUCCUCCUGCGCGGGCGCAUGGCCUCCUCCGCCUCUGUUGCGGCCCUCGUCUCCCUCCCCUUUCCCACUUGCCCCUCCUCCGACGACUCCGACGACGCCAAGCCCCUUCCGCCUCCACCCACGUCGGGACAAACCUUCCCUCCGCCGCAGCAGCAUCAGCAGAGGCCGCAGUGGUGGCAGCUGGAGCGCGACUGCAACGUGGCCAUGAAGGCCCUGGCGCGUGCCGGCGAAGUCGACCAGGUGCUCGCCCUCUUCACCGAGCUCAGGGCUUCCAGAGCCGGCUCUGAUGGUGCCUCGCCGCCCAAUGUGCUCUGCUACAACACUCUCGUCAACGCGCUUGCAGAAGCUGGCCGCGUGGAGGAGGCCCACCACGCAUUUGACGAAAUGCUUGCAGCAGGUGUGGCGCCCAAUGCAUCGUCCCUCAACAUCCUUGUCAAGCUGCAUUCGUGGAGAUCUGCGCGGUUUGACCUCGCGUACAAGGUGAUCAUCCGGUUGCAAGAGCUCGGGGUGGAAGCUGACGUGGGCACCUACUCCACGCUUGUCACGGGGCUAUGCCGUGUGGGGAGGGUGGAAGAGGCAUGGGGCGUGCUCGAGUGGAUGCUGGAAGUAGGGUGCCGUCCCAUGGUACAAACUUACACGCCCAUUGUACAUGGAUAUUGCCAUGAAGGUCGUGUCGACGAGGCCAAGGAGCUGAUGUCCACGAUGGUAAAUGCUGGUUGUCCUCCCAAUGUAGUCACCUACAAUGUUCUGAUCAGGGCUUUGUGUGAUGCUGCCAGAUUUGAUGAAGUCAGGCAAGUUUUAACGGAUAGUAGAACCAAGGAUUGGAAACCCACUACUGUCACCUAUAAUACGUUUAUGAAUGGUCUCUGUAAGAAAGGUAUGGCUAAGGAGGCACUUGAGCAGUUGGAUGUUAUGCUAGGCGAAGGGCUGGAUCCCACAGAUUUUACUUUCAGCAUUCUUCUGAAUUGCCUUUGCCAUGACUCGAGGAUUCCCGAUGCCAUAUGCUUGCUGGAGAGGAGCACAUCGUUGAAAUGCUAUGCUGGUGUUGUUGCGUACAACACUGUGAUGAGCAGGUUAUGUGAAAUGGGACAUUGGAUGGGUGUUCUAAAGUUGUUGACAGACAUGAUCAAGAGAGGUGUCAUGCCAAGCACGAGGACGUUCAACAUUGUCAUUCGUAGUCUUUGCUUUGGCCGAAAGUUCUCCAUAGCCAAGAGCCUCGCAAGUAACCAAGGUUUUGCUGCAAAUGUUGUGACAUACAAUACGCUCAUUUAUUUUGUUUUUUACUACCAUCGAAAGCUCAGUGAGGUGAAGCACCUAAUAUUUGACAUGCUAGCAGAGAGGAUUGCUCCAGAUGAAGUUACCUACACUAUAAUUGUUGAUGGAUUUUGCAGAGAUGGAUUUUUUGAUACAGCCACUGGUUACUUUCUAGAAUCACUUAAGAUUGGACUGUCAAGGGAUCUUUUUGCUGUCCUUACAAACAGGCUUGCUCACAAUGGCAAAAUCUGGGAGACUAUUCACAUAUUCAAGGGAAUGGAAGAAAAAGGUUUUCUCCCUGAUAAUUCUAUAUUUGACCUCACAAUCAGAACAUUCUGUAGGGCUGGUUAUUGUAAUGAAAGAGAGAUGUUUAAGCUUAACUUUAUUUUGGAUACAAUGUGGGAAAGCAGUGAAGUCAACCCUUUUGUAUAUAGGAAAGAGGGCAAUAAUUGAAGGGCUUAAAACCGAGUACAUGAGGUGCGUUUUCAGUACUACUAUGCCCGAGGAGGAGGUUAGCCUUGAUGGGCAGGUGGUGCCUCAGAAGGACACCUUUCGAUAUUUAGGGUCAAUGCUGCAGAAGGAUGAGGAUAUCGAUGAAGACGUGUACCAUUGAAUCAAGCCGGAUGGAUGAAGUGGCGCCAAGCUUCUGGCAUUCUCUAUGACAAUAGAGUGCCACAAAAGCUAAGAGGCAAGUUCUAUAGGAUGGCGGUUCGACCCGCAAUGUUUUAUUGCGGUGAGUGUUGGCCGACUAAAAGGUGACAUGUUCAACACUUAGGUGUGGCGGAUGUGUGGUCACACAAGGAAGGAGAGUCUGGAAUGAUGAUAUACGAGAUAGAGUUGGGGUAGCACCGAUUGAAGAGAAGCUUGUCCAACAUCGUCUAAGAUAGUUUGGGCAUAUUCAGCGCAGCCCCAGAAACUCCAGUGCAUAACGGAUGGCUAAAGCGUGCCGAUAAUCUCAAAAAAGGUCGGGAUAGACCGAACUUGACAUGGGAGGAGUCCAUAAAGAGGGAUUUGAAGGACUGGAGUAUCACAAAAGAAAUAUCCAUAUAUGGGGGUGCGUGGAAGCUUGCUAUCCAUGUGCCAGAACCAUGAGUUGGUCGCGAGAUCUUAUGGGUUUCACCUCUAGCG
Messenger RNA from Hordeum vulgare subsp. vulgare (domesticated barley), 2538 nucleotides. Its product is annotated as pentatricopeptide repeat-containing protein At1g09900-like. The transcript has 2 exons. The record is from RefSeq and is a predicted model, not a curated record. Gene Ontology annotation, molecular function: protein binding. Lineage: Eukaryota; Viridiplantae; Streptophyta; Magnoliopsida; Poales; Poaceae. Bases 175 to 1863 code for a protein of 562 amino acids.